CUCGAGGGGACAGAGAUCGGACACUCUCUCUCCUGAACCCGAGCAGGAUCAACCUAAUUAAAAACACAAGGUUCCAAACGAACGGUGGUAUUUUUGGCCCGACCGCCCGAACUAACCCAACAGACGAGGUUGAGCAACCUUCUGCCCCGAGAGACCAUCGGUAUGAUGAGGGCGAUGUGGACCCGGCUGCCAUCUGUGGGUGGCCGACAUAACCGGCAAGUCGAUAGGUGGCCCUGCAUCAGGGGGAUGGGCCGUUGGGAAGGAUCCUACACCAAAGAGGAACAGCAACUCAUAUUGGACAAGCUGAACCGAUUGACAGACGAGACUAGAGCACUUAUCAGGGGGAAACAAGCCGAUAUGCUAAGCCUCUAUUUGAAGGAAAAGGGGCCGUUUAACAACUUAGAGGAGCUGCUCAAUGUGCCAGGCAUCGGGCCGAAAAUGCUGCGCAGCCUCUGUUCUAGAAUGUUGGAAACGGACAAGCCUGUUAAGAAGAAAACGACCAAGAACAAAGCCAACAUAAUAUCACCACAGAUUUCAUCCAAAAUCAACACUUUUGUGUCAAUCAACAUUAGCAGGAACGCGAUGAGCUGGUCGAAUAUAGACAGCAAUAAAAAAUACCUUUUAGGCUGGAAACUGCAUGAAAUUUUAUUCAACGAGAUAUCCACCAACAGUAUUUAUCCUGCAUUCACCAUGGCAAAAACAUGUGAAAAGGAAAUACCACCAGCAGACCUGUACUUAUUUGAAGACCCAGGGAUGUACUCGACCAUGUACUCGAAAGAACUCAACUUCCACCACUUCGCAUGCAUACUUGCCACCCUGCUUUGUGCAAGACAGGUGGAAUCAACCAGGCAGAUCAAUUUGGUAUUUAUAAAACCAAGAAUCGUCGAACGGCAAUUCAACACUUUAGUGGGAUCGGAGAAGGUCUCCCUGUACAACAUAGUCGACGACAUGGCCUCUCAGAAGGUCAGCAACAAUUACAGCUUGAUUUACAUAGACAGCAACCUCUAUUCCUACUUCAAAACGAUCAAUUUGUAUCAUAAAGAACACCUUUCAAAAUCGCUACUCCAAGGUAUAACCUUCAUAGACAAAGUCAUCAAAGUGCCAGACAUUGUGGAAAACUAAAAAUAUUACAUAGUUUUUAUGUCUAGUUUAUCUUUGUACUGAACAUUUGUCUGUGUUAACUUAUAACUUUAUAAAGGGAUUAUUUAUA
Messenger RNA from Cimex lectularius (bed bug), 1210 nucleotides. Its product is annotated as transcription elongation factor, mitochondrial-like. Gene Ontology annotation, biological process: mitochondrial transcription; transcription elongation by mitochondrial RNA polymerase. Gene Ontology annotation, molecular function: DNA polymerase processivity factor activity. Lineage: Eukaryota; Metazoa; Arthropoda; Insecta; Hemiptera; Cimicidae. The transcript has 6 exons. The record is from RefSeq and is a predicted model, not a curated record. Gene Ontology annotation, cellular component: mitochondrial nucleoid. Bases 163 to 1122 code for a protein of 319 amino acids.